Saccostrea echinata is the source of this 1839-nucleotide messenger RNA. RefSeq names its product splicing factor ESS-2 homolog. The record is from RefSeq and is a predicted model, not a curated record. Gene Ontology annotation, cellular component: catalytic step 2 spliceosome. NCBI's taxonomy places the organism in Eukaryota, Metazoa, Mollusca, Bivalvia, Ostreida, Ostreidae. The coding region runs from base 82 to 1524 and encodes 480 amino acids. The transcript is spliced from 8 exons.
AGUUCUAGGUCUACGUAGGCCGUACGAUAGGGUUCUAUGACAGAGGAAUCUAUUCUGAUCAGAUAUUAAAAGUAUGUACGAAUGGCCUUAGAAAAGAAAGACCCACUUAAGGUUAUUCCAGCAAGUUCAAUCACUGUUAUACAGAAGAAGAAACCACAGAAAAUAUUGGACGAAGACACAUACACAAAGGAUGUUGAACACAUUAUAGAAGAAGACUUUUUUCCUGAUCUUCCUGACUUAAAAUCCAAAGCAGAAUACUUUGAAGCUCUAGAAAAAAAUGACCUUGUAAAACUACGAAAGUUUCAGCUUAAGUUUACUGGUGGAAGGCCUGCCACAAACAGGACAGACUGUAAUUCACCUGCAACAUUUGAAACACCAGAUAUUAGACAAAAUGAUGGACCAACAUCAGAAAAAAUAGAUGAAGAGAAAAAUAAAGAGGAGAAAGAUGAAACAAGCAACAAAAAACAACCAAAAUUAUCACUUGAUGCAUACAUGUCAAAAAACACAAGUGAAGACAAUGCAUCAUUUGCUGAGAUUUUAGAGGAGACACAAAAACAACACAGAGAAAAACAUGCUUGGCUGUUUGAGAAUGAAAGUAGUAGAAAACAAGAAGAAGAAAAUAGACUUGCUUUACCAAGCAUAGAACAGCAGGCAGCAAUAGAAGCUCCCCAAGCAGGCGUAGACACAUGGAAAUACCAGGCUCGUAACAAUCUGAUGUACGUUCCUGAUGGUGCAGACUUCAGUGCACAAGAAAUCAUAGAUGCUCAGCAGAAAAAACCAAGAAAAAUAGUACAUGAGAACACACGCUUUACACACUGUCCCUGGAACAAAAACAAAAAUCAGGCUCUCAUAAAAGAGGCUGCCUCAGCGAAGGCCAUCAUCAAUCAGGGGAAAAUAGGACAUGAUGGCAAGGAAAUACUUCCAGCCGAGUCCCCGCGGGUGAAUGGCUAUGGAUUUGUGGGAACUCCCUCUCCAGCUCCAGGUGUUGAUGAAUCUCCUUUGAUGACUUGGGGAGAAAUUGAAAGUACCCCAUUCAGAUUGGAGGGUGGGGAAACACCACUUAUUGGAUCUGGACCAGCAUUUAAAAUUCCAGAAAUUCCCAAAAGGGAUCAGUUAGCAAUGGAUUUAGCAGAGAAAGCCAGUAAAUCUCACCGAGACAAGAAGGAAAAGGCUCUCCGCAGUGUUCAGGCUAGAUUAGCAUCACCAUUUUCACCCAAGUUUGGACGUAGUACAUCGGACAGGAUAAGCUCCAUGUCACCAGCUGCCCAGAGGUUAGCUCACUCACGACUGGGAAUCCGAUCCAACACAGACAAAGCUCUUCGAGCCAGUUACACCCCUUCUCCCUCCAACAGACUUCCUGGGGAUAAGACACCUAUCAGUCUUACCCCCAGUCGUACCCCUAAGAAUGGCACCCCAUCAGCAGUGCGGACACCAGGCAGUAAGAGAGAGGGUGGGGAUGUUCAGUCCCUCACAGACAAUCUAUUACAGCUCCCCAAGCGACCUAAGGCUGCAGAUUUCUUCUGAAGUAUGCUGUUUGAAUCACUGGGAUAUUACCCAGUAUUUCAUGAUGAAAAUUUUCAGUGAAGUUGUGGUGAAGAGAGCAGUGCAACAUAUUGUGUUCAGUGUGCUACAGAAUGAUGUUUUGUGAAUAACAUGCACAUCAUUAUGUACAGUCCUUUUCAAUGUAAAGCAAAAAGCAGAUAACACUGAAUUUUUUUAUGUAAUUAAAGUUAAAAUUAAAAAAAUUGCAAAUGUUCUGUUUCUGGUCAACAGUAUACGAAAGUACUUUUAAUACAUGUACAUCAAAAUAAUUUAAGAAGAUCAUAGAUUUUAAGUUGA